GGCUGUUAAAAAUUCCCCUUGAACUAUUGAGAUUGUUAAAUUUAAGGACUUUUGUCUAAUUACAAUGUUUUAAAAUAAUAGUUGUAUAAAAUUGGUGCUAUGACAAACAAUAAGAUACCAAAAUGAUAUUAAAUUUACAGUAAUAAUUAAAGUUGGAAAGCAAUCCCCCACUAGACAUUAUUAUUAUUAUGUAUUUGUGAUAAUGUUGAUUAAUUCCAUGAUCUGAUUUUCGAGCUUUAUUCCAAUUAACCUUUACAUUUUAUAAACAAAUACUACAAUGCUAGCUAUAUUUCUCUUACUUUAUAUAAUCAAAGUUUCUCUUAUCUUCAUAGCCGUACGUGAAGGCACAUGUAAUGAGGUAUUAUUUUAUUUCUUUAUCUUAAAUUUAUGUAAACCAUGCAGCUAGCACAGUCUACCACAAUUAAAUUAACAUAUAAUUAGAUUAGUGUAAAUUAGCAUUAGUUUACAGUAAUUAAGAAGGUGCACUCAUGUUUUGUUUUACACUGCUAUCCAUAAAACAAAACAAACUCAUAAUAAACUAUGUUUAAUGGACCCCAUGACCUGCUUUUAGAGAAGUAUGUUACUAAUACUAUGUACUCAAAAUUUUAAUGUGAACUCAAGCCAUAUUACUUCUGAUUUUUCUCUUUCUCUCUCUCUCUUUCCUGUAAUCCUUUUUGAGUUUUUGAAGAUCUGAUGGCUGCUGAAGUGGUUGGAGGAGCACUUCUGUCUGCUUUGCUUAAUCCUUUGGUGAAAAAGUUAACUACUGAGGUGAAGGACUUCUUCAAAGGAAAAGAUGCCAUUCUCAAGCUCCUUAAGGAGUUCAAAACUCUGCUGUCCACGGCUGAUCUGCUGCUCAUUGAUGCUGAGGAGAAGCUCAUCAAAGACCCAAGAGUGCGGAAAUGGCUUGAUGAUCUCAAGGAUGCCAUUUAUGAUGCUGAUGACUUGGUUUACAAGAUUGACACUGAAGCAUGGCUGAAUGAACUGGAACUGGAAGAUGGUGGUCCUCAUGAAUCUCAUAGGGGCUGCACUUGUACUAGUAAGGUACUCAUGAAAUUCAUCUCAACUCCUUUAACUUCUUUUGAUAAGGCCAUAAAACCCGAGAUACAAGAUGCACUUGAGAAAUUGAAGGUUCUUCUAGACAACAAAGAUCUUGGUCUGGAACGUGUGAAAAAUCAUAAGCUUCCAGAGAGGGUAUGUGCUCCAUCGCUAGAAGAAUCUGAUAUUUAUGGAAGAGAUCAUGAGAAAGAAGAGAUCAUUAAGUUGCUUACAUCGGAUGAAACAACCGGUGGUGACAAAUUAUCUGUGAUUCCUAUAGUUGGGAUGGGCGGUAUUGGAAAGACUACUCUUGCUCAACUUGUAUACAAGGAUGACAGAGUCAACAAAACGUUUGAUACAAAAGUAUGGAUUACAGUGGGAGAUGAUAAAGUUGACUGCAUGAAAGUGAUGAAACUGAUUGUUGAGAAGGUCACUUUACAAAAAUGUGAAAUUGAGGAGUCGUAUGACCUUCAAGAAGAAGUAAAGAAGGCUCUGAGUGUGAAGAAGUUUCUGUUUGUUGUUGAUGAUGUUUGGGAUGAGGAUCGUGCCAAGUGGGAUGUCUUAAACAAUUGUUUCAAAUCAGGAAAGUCUGGAAGCAAGAUUAUUGUGACAACACGGAGCACAGUUGUUGCAUCGAUUAUGAAAACAGGGUCAACGUAUCAACUAGGAAGAAUAAAUGAGGCUGCUGGCUGGCGAUUAUUUGCAAAACAUGCUUCACUUGUUGUAGACUCAAAUGAUUACUUGGAUCUCCAAGAAGUUGGGGAAAAAAUAGUUGACAAGUGUAAGGGACUUCCAUUAGCAAUAAAGUCAAUUGGUGAUCUCUUACGAGGGAAGCAGAGAAAGGAGGAAUGGGAUAAAAUUCUACAAAAUGAUAUAUGGGAGUUGUACGAAAGAAACGAAGUCAAAAUUCUUCCAGCUUUGUGGUUGAGUUAUUUUUAUCUACCUUCAGAAUUAAAGCAAUGUUUUGCUUACUGCUCUUUAUUCCCAAAAGAUUAUAAAUUCCAAAAAGAAGAGAUGAUCUUGUUAUGGAAGGCCGAAGGUCUUUUAUAUUCUAAAAUUGAAAAGAGAGUUGAAGAAGUUGGAGAAGAGUAUUUUGAAAGUCUAAUUUCGAAGUCAUUUUUCCAACCAUCAUGUGAUGACGACAAGCUAAGUUUUCUCAUGCACGACCUUAUACAUGAUUUAGCAAUAUUUAUCUCUGGUGAGUUUUGCUUAAUGUUGAAUAGCAAUAAAUCCUCUCACAAGAUUCGUCAUUUUUCAUACAUGCCGGAUUGUGAAAAAGAAUAUGACCCUAUGGAAUUUGAGGAGUUAUUAAAAGCUAAGUGCUUGCGCACCAUAUUGUGGCACCAAGAUUCAAACGUUGAUCAUCUCAGUUUGUUAAAGAUUGAGCACUUGCAUAAGUCAUUCCCAGGCUUGAGAGUACUAUCCAUAAAGGACAAGACAAUCACAAAGUUUCCUGAUUCAAUAGGAAAUUUGAAAUAUUUAAGAUAUUUGAAGUUAGAUUGUGGUGAGAUUGAAGAGAUACCCAAUUCAAUUUGUAGUAAGUUGUAUAAUUUGGAGACUCUAUUGUUGGAGGAAUGUUAUUCGAUUACUCAACUACCAACUGAUAUAGGAAAUUUAAUCAAGCUGCGACAUCUUAGAGUUCCCCCCGGUCGAUUACAAGAAAUGCCUUUGCAACUGGGUAAGCUACAAAAUCUGAAAACACUUAAUAAAUUUCUUGUGGGGAAAAAUAAAGAUUCAGGCAUUAAGCUAUUGAAAAAGCUUCAAAAUCUACAUGGGAGUCUUCGUAUUGAGGGACUACAAAAUGUUAGUAGCCUUGAGGAAAUUUCAGAAGCAGAUGCACCAUUAAAGAGUUUCAAGUUUCUUAGUCACCUACGUUUGAGUUGGGGUUAUUGCUUUGAAACUGAUUACUUGCAUAAAGAGAUACUUGGUGGUCUUGAACCUCAUCCAAACUUGAAGGAACUUGAGAUUUUCGAUUACAAAGGAACCAGUUUCCCAAAUUGGAUGGGAGAUUGUUGCUGCUUGUCUAAUUUAGUAAGGCUGGAGAUUUUAUGUUGCUCUUAUUGCAAUGUCUUUCCAUCGUUGGGACAGCUAAGUUCUCUUAAAGACCUUCGUUUUGACCGUUUAUAUGAUAUGGUUAGAAUAGGCUCAGAAUUUUAUUAUUCUACAUCAAGUACUACUACUGCUGAUUCUUCUUCUUCAUCUGUUGCAAUAACAAAGCCAUUCUUUAGAUCUUUGGAGACCUUGAAACUUGACUAUUUGCCUAAUCUAGAAGAGUGGUCAUUUGUCGAAGGUGGAGUUUUUCCUCGUCUUAAGUAUCUUCGUUUAAAGUGGUGCAGGAAACUCAAAGCAUCAUUUUUAGCAGAUUAUUUUCCGUCAUUGACAAAGCUUGAAAUAGAGGAUUGUGAUCAACUAAUAUCAUUACUCCCAAGAGCUCAACUCAUGCAGGCUUCAUUGGGUUUAAAGAACAUUGUGAUUUACAACUGUAAAAACUUGAUACACUUAGACGAGGAGGCCUUUCAGCACCUAACAUCCCUUGAGAAUUUGCGAAUUGAAUCUUGUUGGAACCUUCAAUGCUUGCCAAAAGAACUUCCCAGUUUGCUUUCUGAUCUUCAUAUCAUCAAUUGUCCAUUGCUUGAACCACGAGUCCAGAGGGAGACAGGGGAGGACUGGCCAAUUAUUGCUCACAUCCCCAAUAUAUAUGUCGAUAACAAGAAGAUCUAGUUCCUUGAUGAUGAGAAAUGAAUCAUCAACAUUAGUUGUGGGAGGGAUAGACGGUAUACUGCGUGUUCUGAACCACAACACAGGUGAAGUUGUUUCUAGAACUGUUUUGGCUGGAAGCAUUUCGAGCUCUCGAGACAAGAAUGGAGUAGUUGCGAGAACAAGAGGAGCGAGGCUUGCGGAAGAUAUUCACAUUGACAGUGUUCUGACAAUUAUUCGACCUCCCACCACUUGCUUGGCUGUUGGGAUGAAAAGGGUUGUGACCACACAUAAUACAAAGUUCAUCAGAUUGUGGAAAUUUAGCUAACUUUACAUAGAGAUUAUUCCACAAUUUAGGAAUAGUUGAACUAUGUAUUUGUAUGGUUUUUGUAAACACAUAUUGGAUAACCAAAUAUGACAACAGAUAUAAACAUAACAAAAUUGAGAUACCAAAAUUCAUGCAUGUAUUGUUGUUGAUUAUACUAAUUAAUUAAUUAUUCUUUUCACUAAUGCCACAAUCUAUGAAUUGUUGAAUAA
Messenger RNA from Cannabis sativa, 4269 nucleotides. Its product is annotated as putative disease resistance RPP13-like protein 1. Gene Ontology annotation, biological process: defense response to other organism. NCBI's taxonomy places the organism in Eukaryota, Viridiplantae, Streptophyta, Magnoliopsida, Rosales, Cannabaceae. The record is from RefSeq and is a predicted model, not a curated record. Gene Ontology annotation, molecular function: ADP binding. Bases 694 to 3756 code for a protein of 1020 amino acids. The transcript has 3 exons.